AUGUGUGGCCGGUUCGCGUUAUCGCUUAAGCCUGAGGAAAUCAGCUCCAGACUCACGGACAUCCAGCUGCACGUGGACUCCUGGCUGAAUGUUGACGAAUACCGUCCCAAUUACAACUUGGCGCCUCAGAACAGGGCGGCGGUGGUCAGACGUAUGGAUCCGAAGGAGAAUCGGCUGGUGAUCGAUUGCAUGAAAUGGGGACUAGUUCCUCACUGGUCUGAAUCCCCGCCCACGCACGGAAGCCUGCUCAAUACAAUCAAUGCUCGGGACGACAAGGUCGUCGAGCCUCGCGGAUUAUGGAAUACAAUCAAGGGCAAGAAACGAUGCAUCAUAUUGUGUGAAGGUUUCUUCGAAUGGUUGACCAAAGGGAAAGAUAAAAUCCCUCACUUCACCAAACGGACCGGAGGUCAACUAAUGUGUCUUGCUGGAUUGUGGGAGUCGGUGACUUACAAAGGGGCGACCGAAGAGCUGCAUACAUUCACCAUCAUCACUACCUCAUCCAACAAGUAUCUCUCAUUUCUCCAUGAUCGAAUGCCGGUGAUCUUGACUGAUCCAGAAAGUAUAGAGACUUGGUUGGACACCUCGAGUGGGGAGUGGUCUGGUAAUCUUGCAAAGUUAUUGAAGCCAUUCGAUCUGAGUGACGGCUUGGUAUGUUAUCCGGUACCCAAAGAAGUUGGCAAAGUGGGCAAUCAGAGUGCAGAUUUUUUGAAAUCGAAGCCAGCACCGUCAUCCUCAAGUGCUAACUCGGAGCAUGCGAAGAAGAAAGGGCCCGUGGGAUCGGAUCCAGCCCGGCUUGGCGGAACGAAAACAGGGGGUCCUCAUGAUUCCCCCAACAUGAAAGAUGAACCGACAGGGGCUCCAACUCCCAAGCCUCAAAAAGCUCACAUCAAAAGAAGUGCUGUUUCUGUGGACUCUGAUACGUCACCCCCCGAGAAGAAAGUCCGCAAAGCUGCCUAG
Messenger RNA from Puccinia triticina, 957 nucleotides. RefSeq lists its product as uncharacterized. The record is from RefSeq and is a predicted model, not a curated record. Lineage: Eukaryota; Fungi; Basidiomycota; Pucciniomycetes; Pucciniales; Pucciniaceae. Bases 1 to 957 code for a protein of 318 amino acids. Gene Ontology annotation, biological process: DNA damage response. Gene Ontology annotation, molecular function: single-stranded DNA binding. The transcript is spliced from 10 exons.